AGGAAGAGGCGCUCUCUGCCUUUAACCCUAGUCAGCGGGGAGAAAAGAGGCUGCUGAAAGUCCUUGCGGGAAGAGAGACCUACCCACCAGGCUGCAGCUGUGCCACUAGCAAGCAGGAGUCGCGCUCGCGGAGGUUGCAAGGAAGCUGGAGCCCAAACUCUCCUGCAGACCUUUUCCCGAGAUUCUGAGCCCUGCUGGGCGGGGUGGGAAGCCUGAAACUUAGACUCGGAUUUUUCCCGGCCCAUUCCCAGCUCUGGCUCUUCCCCACUCCAGAUUCUGGAUAUCCAGGGACCAGGAUUCCACAUCCCCAAGAUGUCUAAAGGGAGCUGUUCUUGCCAUUCUGAUCCCAAAAACAAACACUGCUUUGGAGAUCUAGAGGAACCUUUGGAUUUUUUUGAAACAGCAUCUCUCCACAGAGAAAAAGCGGCAUCAUCCAACACGGAAGGAGAAGGAAGAGGCCCCAGUGUUGCCCUGAUUGGGACAGCUGGGAAAUGCAUGGGAAAAAACGGUCAGGACGGCCAGGAAAAAAAUAUCACCAGUUGGACUGUACAAAGUCCCUCCUUCAAGGAAUUCUGCUACCAGGAGUCUAAGGGACCCCGAGAACUUUGCAGCCAACUCCAUCAAAUUCAUCGUGAAUGGCUGAGACCAGAAAAAAACACAAAAGCUCAGAUGCUGGACCUGGUAGUCCUGGAGCAGUUCCUGGCCAUCCUGCCCCCAGAGAUGGAGAGCUGGGUCCGGGAGUGUGGAGCAGAGACUUGUUCUCAAGCUGUAGCCCUUGCAGAAGGCUUCCUCCUGAGCAGGGCAAAUGACAAAGAACAGGGACAACAGCAGGUUCAGGAGCCUUUCAUGGUGGCCACUGAACACUCUGAAGCAUGGGGGAAUCAGUCUUAUCCCUCUCAGGAGCUGACCUUUGGGGAGACCUCCCAAGAGGAUCCAACUCAGAACUUAUCAGUCUCAAAGAAUAAAACAACAUUGAUGACACCUGUGGGAACAUCUCUUUUUUGUGGUGUGCCAGAAACAGCGGUUGUGCUUCCAACUCAGAAUUCCCCGACCUUUGAUGAUGUAGCUGUGUUCUUUUCCGUGGAGGAGUGGAAUCUGCUGGAUUUCAACCAAAAAAUUCUGUACAAUGAAGUGAUGAUGGAAAAUGCUAGGAAUGUGGCCUCCAUAGCGGUUGGUUGGCCAGAGAAUGCAAAUUAUAAACAGGCAUCUGUGGAACAUUCACAAACAAUCAAAAAUGAAAUUGGAGAAGAGAUGUUUGAAAAUCCACAGGGACCAGAAAAGUCUGAAGAUAACCUGUUAAACAAGAGGAGGGAAGAAUCCUGUACUUCUCAGUGGGCAGAAAUCCAUUUCUUCCUUGCCCAGCAAGGACAUGAAGAAGAAAGAAAGUGUCUCACCUGUGGAAAAAUAUUCAGAGAAAAUUCAGAUUUAUGUGAAUACUGCAGAACUCAUAAUAAAGCAAAACAAUAUGAAUUUGGGGAACAUGAACAAAAUUACAAUUGGUCCCUCCCUCAUACCUUACAUCAAACUACCCAAAUUGGAGAAAAAACAUAUCCAUGCAUGGAGUGCGGGAAAAGCUUCAGCAAGAGCAGUAAUCUUAACGCCCAUAAAAGAAUCCACACAGGUGAGAAACUAUAUCAAUGUAUGGAGUGUGGAAAGAUGUUCAGGUGGAGCAGUGGUCUUACUUACCAUAAGAGGAUCCAUUCAGGAGAGAAACCAUAUAAAUGCACAGAGUGUGGAAAGAGCUUCAGUGGCUUGAGUUCCUUUACUUCCCAUAAAAGGAUGCAUUCUGGGGAAAAACCAUAUAAAUGCACAGAGUGUGGCAAGUGCUUCAGUGGCUUCAGUUCCUUUACUUCCCAUAAAAGGAUGCAUUCUGGGGAAAAACCAUAUAAAUGCCUGGAGUGUGGAAAGUGCUUCAGUGGCUUGAGUUCCUUUACUUCCCAUAAGCGGAUCCACUCAGGGGAGAAGCCAUAUAAAUGUAUGGAAUGUGGAAAGAGCUUCACUAUAAGUAGUCACCUUAUUUCCCAUAAAAGGAUCCACUCGGGGGAGAAACCAUAUCAAUGUAUGGAAUGUGGAAAGAGCUUCACUUUAAGCAGUCAUCUUACUUCACAUAAACGGAUCCACUCAGGGGAGAAACCAUAUAAAUGUAUUGACUGUGGAAGGAAGUUCAGGUGGAGCUGUCACCUUACUUCACAUAAGAGGAUGCACUCAGGAGAGAAACCAUAUACAUGCAUUGAGUGUGGAAAGAGCUUCAGUGACCUGAGUUCCUUUACUUCCCAUAAAAGGAUCCACUCAGGGGAGAAACCAUAUAAAUGUAUGGAAUGUGGGAAGAAUUUUAGGAGUACUACUAAUCUUACUGAACAUAAAAGGGUCCACUCAGGGGAAAAGCCAUAUAAAUGCACAGAAUGUGGAAAAAGCUUCAGAUGGAGCAGUUGCCUUACAUCCCAUAAAAGGAUCCACACAGGGGAGAAACCAUACAAAUGCAUGGAGUGUGGAAAGGACUUCCGGAAGAGCUGUUCUCUCACUACUCAUAAAAGAAUCCAUACAGGGGAGAAACCAUAUAAAUGCAUGGAGUGUGGAAAGAGUUUCAGUAUGAGUAGUAGCCUUACUUCCCAUAAAAGAAUUCACACAGGUGAAAAACCAUAUAAAUGCAUGGAGUGUGGAAAGACCUUCCGCAAGAGUGAUAAUCUUACUUCCCAUAAAAGGGUACACAUGAGAUAUAAACCAUGUUAAUGUGUGGAUGGUGGAUAGAACUUCGGCCACACCAGUCAUGUUGUCUUUGAUAAUAGGUUUUACACUGGGGAGAAAUUGUAUAAAUGCAUGGAGUGUGGAAAGAGCUUCAAAAUGUGGAAAGAUCUUCUCAUAAAUUGAUCUACACAGAAUGAAUCUUAGAAAUGUACGUUAUAUGGAAACAGAUUCAAUUAUUUCUGCUAUCUUACUUCCUAUAGAAGAUUCCAUACAUGGGAUAAGCCACAUAAAUGAUUGAAUUCUGAAAUAAUUUCAGGGACUCCAGUUCUGAGGUAAUGAGUGGCAGGCACAAAUGUGAUGUGAUUGGAUGAUGGAUAGAAAAAAAAUUGUCUGGUAUGAAGGAGGGAAGGAAAAAGUGAAGAUAAGAAAGAAUGUUGAUAGAGAGGAUCAAGGAAAUUACCAGAAAGUCCUUGGAGAAGGUAUAUUUUAUUAGUAGAGACAAGAAGACACCAAGCAUUUGCCCAUACUUUAUGCAGAGUGUUUCCUAACCAACUGUACAAAACAAAUGUCUUUGUAUGCUAUGGGAUGCAUCAACAACACCAACUUUUUUUUAUUGUGUACCCUAAUUACCAGAUGAGAAAAUGAGUGAAGGUCCCAAGUAAUUUCUUGUGGACUGAGUUAAUGGGGUAUUGCAGAAUUUGGUAGGAGGUACAGCUGACAGCAGAUAUAGCUCUGUGAAUGGCUUAUAACAUUAGUCCAAUGUUUCUGAGCAACUUUAAGAUGUGUGGACUUCAAAUACCAAAUUCCCCAGCCAGCACUGCAUUAGCCAACCCUUCAUCAUAACCCUAACUUUGGGUUAUGAUGAACUUAGAGGAGUUUGGCUUAUCUGUGUUGAUAUAUUUGUCUGACAAUAUUUAAAACUCCUUCCUAUAAGGUCUAAAUAGGGCUCGUUCUUUUUUCCCUUCCCUGUCCAAUUACCUUGUUUCUUGCCCCAUCUGUUGUUUUCAUUCCUCCUUUUCUUCUCUUUUCUUCCCAGCAGUUUUUCAUUCCUCCAUCUUCCAUUUUUUCCAUUUGUUGUUUCUGCUGGGAGAAUGGAAUUGUGUGUGCU
Molecule: messenger RNA, 3793 nt
Organism: Python bivittatus (Burmese python)
Lineage: Eukaryota; Metazoa; Chordata; Lepidosauria; Squamata; Pythonidae
Biological process (GO): regulation of transcription by RNA polymerase II
Molecular function (GO): DNA-binding transcription factor activity, RNA polymerase II-specific; RNA polymerase II cis-regulatory region sequence-specific DNA binding
Source: RefSeq, a predicted model, not a curated record